Molecule: messenger RNA, 1807 nt
Organism: Lecanosticta acicola
Lineage: Eukaryota; Fungi; Ascomycota; Dothideomycetes; Mycosphaerellales; Mycosphaerellaceae
Source: the annotation of a GenBank genome assembly
AUGGCAGGCCUUGUCACAUGUCAACUGCUGGCUUGGCUGACCUGGCUCUGCCUUGUGGCCGCCAAAGCGCCAGCUGACGCACUCAAGAUCACACCAGAUCGCAUCCCUACUCUUGUGGAAGCACACGACAAGGUCCUAGUAACCUGUACUUAUGACUCUCGGCAUCAAAAGUGACCCCUCGCUGAUCGAAGAAUGUAGUUUGCUCCCCAUAUGGCUAUCACUGCAAGCGAUUUCUGCCCGAGUUGGAGUCCACCCAACAGCUUCUCGACCGGGAGUAUCCCAAUCAAGACGUGAUUAUCGCCCAUGUGGACUGCGUCGAAUUUUCCGACUAUUGCUCAGAUCAAGACAUUCGCUCUUAUCCUACAUUGCGAGUGUACAAGGGCAGUGGCACCUCAUUCGAGGCCUUUACAGGCCGACGGCAGCGCUACGAGUGAGGCUUCUCCCCCCCUGUGAGGAUGUGGCUCCAAAACUAACUUAAACUCAUCCAGAAUCGUGUCAUAUUUGAUCGACGGAAUAUGGCCCACCUCCACCUCUGACUCGCUGAAGGGCAUCGUCAAGCCGGCCAACUGGCCCGAGUUGACACCUGCGGAGCUCGAGUCAUUUGUAUAUUCUCAUAAGAGAGUCGUAGUAAUCUGUGAGUGCCACUUCCGCCGUAUGCUCAAUAAAUGUGAAUAUGAUGCUGAUGAUGCAAGUGUAGUCUGCACGCCUCAGAGCUUUCACUGCAGACAAAUGUACUCCGAGAUCCAAAAAGCCCAGGAACUCGUGCGAGAACACGAUACCUUCUUUGCAAAUAUCGAUUGCACGCAGUUUCACAGCUACUGUGAUCAUCGCAACAUCCGUACCUAUCCCUGGAUUCAUGUCUAUUCCGGUGAUCCGAGGACGUGGUGGACGUUCAGAGGUCCAAAGACUAAAGACGAGUGAGCUUUCUCCCAAGAGCACAGCUCUCUUUUACGCGCCCAGCUAAUAGCCUGCAGCCUCGUAUCCUAUUUGAUCGAUGGAGCCUGGCCAACUACUCCUGCAGCAGAUGUUCUACGCACCUCAAGUGCAAUUCCAACGCCUGGCGCCAGCGUAGACAACACUGUCUCCCUCAAAACAGACGGCUCCGAAGCCGACGUCAAGCUUGAACUACCAGGAUUGCCGAUAAACCUACCUACAGUUCCUGAAGACCUCAAAGCUUCGAGUUCUGUCGUCCUGCGAUUCAAUUUCACAGACGAUGGAAAGCAAGUCAUGCUCAAUGGCGAAGUCCUGGCCCUGCAAGUUCCCAAUCCUUCGGUACCAGCUCUCCUCACGGCCAGACAGGUGCCUUUAGACUAUGACAUUCAGGACAUCAACCUUACCUCUGUACACAGCCGUUGGGCUCACGGCGAGUUCAAGACAGUGGGCAUCGACUACGAAAUGUAUGGUCGCAGUCGAGACGAUCCGAAUAUCUACUACUACAAUUAUCACCCGGAAAUAGUCAUCAACCUAAUCGGCUGUAGCUCUCCAGACCCAGUCUCCUACCAACCCGACUUUCUACUCGACUCUUUGGACCAGCAAGUGAUCAAGAUCAAAUUUCACGACGUCCAAGGUAAUGGUCAAUCCGGCGAUCCGAAUCGAUCAUACCGCAUAGAAAGCAUCACGCUCCACGCGCGUAGUCAGGAAAGCGGCUACCGUCCUCGAAUCAACCACCCUUCGUUCGAGCCCUACCGCGUUCCAAGACCCGACGAUAGGCCCUGCAGUCGCUGGAGCUGGAGAUGCGCAGACAUUGGUAAUCCCCCAUGGUAUCGUUUCAUCUGGAGGCAGAAUUUUGACGAAUUUGGCCGCAUAG